CCCCAGGAUCCCACGCCUUCAUGACGGCCUAAUACCAGCAUCUUCGCAACCCACAACACCCGACAUUCACCACAUCGAUAUCCACCCCGCGCCACCAUGGGGCACGCCUGGUUGGACUCCUUGUCGGAGGACUGGGUGUCGCAACCUGGAUCUGCCGACGCGUCCUUUGCCGAAGCUGCUCCUUCCCCCGACCCGAAGCUGCCAAAACCUCAAACGCCGAGUAGGAUACCGCGUUUGAGUCCCCACACCAGGAAAUUCCACAAUCCCCCAGGUGGAAGUGGCAACAACGCCAACAGCGGUGGCAGCAACAGCGGUAAUAACGCUAGUGGGAAUAUCCUCGGCGAACGAAGCAUUAAUGAACGACUGGCCGCCCUGCGUCGCACCCCAUCCAAGCUCUCACAGGAGCUGAGUCCCAAUGGCCGCGAUUGCCAUGCUUGCCGCUCCGCCUCAGCCUCGACUACUAAUUCCGUCGUCCGCAAGAGCUUUCUGCGUAAGUCGCUGAGCGCCUCACAGUCUAAGGGGCAAGGGGGCGACACACCCGAGUGGAAACGGCGUCUCGUCUAUGGGGACUUGUCAUAUGGGGAACAAAAAGACCUGUUCACGUCUGCAGGCACGGGACUGGAGAAUAUGUUCAAGCCCCCACUGGCGAUGUCAGGAGGCCCUUCACGAGACGGACCAACCGGGUCCUCCUACCACGAACACGACUCACAGUUGGAUGUCGCCGUCCCAUCCAGUCCUCCCCCAUAUCACUACCAGCGCGAUCCAUCGACAGUGGAGAUACAUGUAGACGAAGCACCACAAAAUUCUGGGUCGGCACGAACUCGACACACCGAUGCGCCCGCCGAUGCAAGGGGGGAAUCUGGGUUCGGCACCCACCAGGAGGGUUGUUCGCAUCACUCGUCCAACAUGAACCAGACGGCACUGUCGGCCGACGGCGAGUCGCGCAAGGUCAGUGGCCGGAGCGACAUACGCAACGAAGACUUCAGUCCUAUUAUUCUGGAGAGGCGCCAAGCUAGCGACGGCGCGACGACUUUCAGUCCCGCCGACCUGCCUCCCGAUGAGCUCCGCAAGCGGCUCGAGAUGUUGCGACGAAACCAAAUGAUCGUCACGGGCGAUGCCAAUGGGGGCUCGACCCAGAACCGAACUGCACCACGUCAUCUUGAAAUCACACAAGACCACUUUAGGUUAGACGGGUUCGUCAACUUUCAAAGAGGCGGUCGGUCCGGGGAGGGUUCUUUCCGCAACCACGUGCUGAGCUCCGCUCUAAACGACAGCUCCGAGCUGAACCCGGAGGAGUCCCUCCAAGCGAGCACCCCGAAGCAGUUUCCGAGCGUAAGGGUCGAACAAUGGGACACGUCCGAGCACGUCCCCGUCGAUAGCCCAGACUUCCCACGGGCCCCGGACCCGAGCCCAGAGAAACGGCGGGUACCGGUGCAUCUCAGCCCUGACAGCCCCCUGAAACUCUUCCAACCUUACGAUACCUUUACCAACCAGACCCUCCUCAGGCGCCUAAGUCAGAUGCAUGAAGAAGCAGGGGAUAAUUCCUUCUCGAUAGCCGUAGACGAGAGUCGGCUACAGGGUGACAGCCCAUCAAGGCUACUCCUCCCAGCGUCCCACGAUGGGGUUGAGGAUCAUUCUUCCGCUUAUGCCAACAGGUUUGGCGCUGGAGAACUUGACGGGUACGAAUUCAACGAUGAGUUUUCCCACAUGACCCACGACGCCACUGGUAUGGACGGGGAUAAGGAGAACCGCGAGCCGGACGAAGACUCUAUCCUUCCGUCUCACCCACCCAUUUUUGACCUCACCCACGACUCUUCGCCGUUGGAGACACCGGAGCUCGUGGUAGAUCGGCGGCGGAAGUCUACGACCUCCCAUCCGUCGCGACGUUCAGGCAGGGCUUCGUUUCCCGCUUAUUUCGACCUCUCUCCACCCGGGGGACGGAGGGACUUGUCUGGUCCGGAAAUCAAGCGGCCCCGCACAUCGCCCACAAAAGACCCUACUCCCAAGCGGCGGAGGACCUUGCACAGAUCAGACGUCUCAUAUGGGACCGAAGAGUUUAACUCGGCGGCCGACUCUGCCCAAUUGUCCCACCACCAGGGACGAUCGGGUCUGGGCCGGUUCAGGGAAGACGCUUACAGCAGCAGCCACCAUGGCACCGCGGAAUUUGACGGCCGACAAUCGGUACGUCCCCGGACGCCGACACCAAACCAGAGGUCUUCAAUCCAGCGGGAGCGCCAGUCCCUUGCCCAAAUGGAGAGGUCGCCUGGCCGUUCAAGUAGGCACUCGCAGCCUCCGCUCGCCCACCCGGUGGGUGCCACAGUUGAGACACACCGGAAACCAUCCAUCAAGACCGAGGACUUCAUCAAUGAAGCAAACAAAAUCAUGGCCAUGAUCCGCAGCAAGGCCGGCCUAGCGAGCGGUCUUACCAGCGUCGAAGAAUCCGACGAAGAAAAGGGCCAACCCUCUCCAGAACUUGACGGAUCCUUUGAGGAGUCUACUCAGGAACCCUUCUCCCGACCGCCCAGCCGGGAGGGUCGUCCUCCCCUCACGCGUAUGUCCACGAAGCAGGAGGACCCUGUUCUUGCCGAGCAGCUCAAGAAAUACGAGGAGGCCAGCGACAUGGGUGACCUGAUUCCCUCGUCGGUGCGCUCAACUCGGCUUGCCCAAGAAGCGAUUUCCGUAACAAGGGAGCAAGCGACGGCGGAGUGGGCUAACAGCCAGAGUCAAACAUCCGAGCCCCAUUCCGAUUUCGUCAGUGACCCUCCAAACAUUCGCAUCUCGCGGAACCCCGACUGGCAAGAGCAACAUUCUGCCCAUGGCCCCGACGAUGCCGUACCCUCCCAAGACUCGGCGCGCUUCAAUACCCAUAGUACGGGCGUUUCCAUUCCGACUGUGUCAUCUGGCGGGUCAUCACGGGGAUCUGACGCAAGGAAAACAAUCAUGCCGGAAAGCGUCUGCCACUUGAUUCCGGACCAGGUCGGGAACAUGAUUCUGGACAGGCAGCGCAACAUGUGGAUCAGGAGGAAGGGAUCCGCCGAGUCGAAAGAGAGUUUCAUACAGUCCGAGAUCAGCGAGGACGACCCGUUUGCCGAUAUUCCAGAUCUAUCGGUCGAUGUGACGAGGGAGAUGCAGAACCUCCUCUUGACUAGAAAGAGAGAGGAUGCGCUCCAAAACCGCGAUCCAAGCGCCGCACAAAUCAGCCCGACGAAGCCGCAUAGGGUGGGUUCACUUACAAGGGCGGCCCUUGAUGCGGCCGUCGGGUCGCCAAUCAACCAAUACCCGGAUCUGGGCGGCCGUGAAGAGUUCGUCGAGCAUGAAAUCAGCGUCAACGAAGAAGGAGUAAAGGAAACCAGGCGACUCACCAUCAGCUUCUCGUCUCCCGUCGCAUCCGUGAUCCAAGACGUGGCCGGCAUCAAUGAUAUGCUGCCCGGGGACAACAUGCUCGACCAGGAGACCGACUCCCGGGACCCACCGGCUAGGGGUCGGAGAAUAGUCUCGGUUCACAAAACGACGAGGAGUAGGUCGGCCAGGUCACGCAGCACCUCGCGCGGCCCGGCGCGCCAUCUCUCUUUCCGGGGCAAAUCUCUGAUGGCACGCCCCGUGUCCAGGAUCGACGAACGAGAUGAAGAUUCUGCCGGGGGCCAUGACCAGGGCCAUGAGCCAGUUUCGGGUAUGGAACUAAGCGUCCUAGGGGACUACAGCCUGGCCAACAGGGACGACAGCGGGGGCCACGGCAGCCUCAGUUUCGUGGUCGGGACUCCAGUGAGGGCUCCGACUUGUCCAGUCCCCGGUGCCGACGCCGCCCCCAUCAUUAGCCAAUACGUUGGCACGUUCUCUCUCAGCCCGCUUCCGGAUUUCACGAUGCACCGUGCGGAAGAAACACUGGCCCUUGAAGCCAGCUAUGUGGUUGAUGACCAUCGUCUUGUUACGGGCGAUAAGUCGAGACGGGUCAUGUCAAUGAGCAUGCGCGAGCUGGUUGAGAAGCUCGCCGAGGUGGAACCCUUCGAGCCGUACUGGGAAGACAUGCGGGAGCUUGAGCUGCGCGGGAAGGGACUCAGCGCGCUGCAAGCGCUUGAUGCGUAUUGUGGGCAGCUCGAGAGUCUCGACGUUUCCAAGAACAUGAUUAGGAACCUUGGUGGCAUCCCCUCGUCGAUCCUGCACCUGCGGAUAACGGACAACCAACUCUCCAGUCUCACGGCCUGGAACCAUCUGAUGAACCUACAAUACGUCGACGUCUCAAACAACGGGCUUACUACCCUGGCGGCUUUCAAGAGCCUCAUCCACUUGCGCAGUCUCCGAGCGGACAACAACCAGAUUACCAGUCUGGACGGCAUCAAGUUCCACAAGGGGCUGCAAACUCUCCGUGCGCGAGGGAACCUCAUCGAGCAAGUCGAUUUUGACGGCAGCACGCUGCACCAGCUCACCGAUCUCGAUCUGAAAAACAACCAGAUCAGCCACAUUACCAAUAUCGAUCAGCUUCCCUCCCUCAGCUCCCUCAACCUCGAUUCCAACCAGCUCACCUCCUUCUCGGUCGACGCCGUCCAGCCAGUGACCGCCCUUCGGUAUCUCCGUCUCGACGACAACAACAUCACCACGCUCAACGUGCGCGCCCUCCCGCACCUGCGCCUACUUCACGCAGAUCGCAACGCGCUUGUCCACAUAUCCGGCUUCUCCCGCGCGCGCCGCAUCGACUCCCUCUCCCUGCGCGAACAGCACGGUACCGCACCACUGGACCUCCCCCACCUACUCUCGCGCGCGUACGAGGUCCGCAAGCUGUACCUCUCCGGCAACCUCCUCGAGUCCUUCUCCCCGCGAACCGACCUGCUCAACCUCCAGCUCCUCGAGCUCGCCAACUGCGGCCUGUCGGCCCUGCCCGACGAGGUCGGCCUCGCGAUGCCCAACCUGCGCGUGCUCAACCUCAACAUGAACGCCCUCGCCGACCUCGCCCCGCUGCGCGCCGUCCCCCGCCUCAAGCGCCUCUUUGCCGCCGGCAACCGCCUCGCCGACCCCGCCCGCGUCGUCGGCACCCUCGGCGGCAUGGCCUGUCUGAGCGUUGUUGAUUUGCGCGAUAACCCGCUCACGCAGGGGUUCUACGCGCCCGUGCAGGUGGUCGUGCGCCAGCGCAAGGGGGGCGAUCGUGAUCAGGACAAGGAUGACGGUGUGGAUGGUGAGGAGGGGGCCGAGCAGUUCGCGCUGGGCGACCAGGACGCCGAGAGGGAUGCGCGCUACUGUGCGCGGCUGGACAUGGACACGCGGGUCAGGCGGCGGUUGUACGAGACGAUGGUGCGCAAGAAGUGUGGGCGAGUGAAGCGGCUGGAUGGCCUGGUUUUGGGGAAGGGUCAGGGUGUUGGUGGUGGUGAGGAGGCUGGUGCCGAUAUGGUGUGGGCGGCGAUGGCGGAGAAGGGGCUUGUUAAGAGGCGGGCGCCUGGUCAGUCGGAGAGUGGGAAAGGGGAGGGGGGUGAGAAGAAAGUGGUGGCGGCAGCGGCGGAUAGGAGUGGUCGGUGGCCGGCGGAGGACAGCUUUGCUUGAUUUGUUUUGGUUGCCGGGCUGCUACCUUUUUUCUUGUUUUGAUUGAGGGUGUGUGUUGUUAUGGUGUGUCGGUAGGGGGUUUGGUGUUUUUCGUUUUUCUCUAGUCUUCGGACUAUCGGUUUUGCUGGUGUUUUAUUUGGGGUUAGG
Molecule: messenger RNA, 5676 nt
Organism: Chaetomium fimeti
Lineage: Eukaryota; Fungi; Ascomycota; Sordariomycetes; Sordariales; Chaetomiaceae
Exons: 1
Coding region: 97-5529 (1810 amino acids)
Molecular function (GO): protein binding
Source: RefSeq, a predicted model, not a curated record